AUGGCGUAUCAGAAAAUAGUAUCACAACAGGGUGAUGUUCCGCCUCCAAGAUUCGGCCACACAUCGACGUCAGUUGGAGCAGGGAAAGUUGUUUUAUUCGGCGGAGCCGUAGGAGAUGUUGGAAGGUACACCAUAACCGCAGAUUCAUAUAUCUAUGACGUUGCCACGAACCACUGGUGUAAGCUGCACGUCGAGAACGCGCCGUCACCAAGAGCAGCCCACGCAGCAGCCUGCGUGGAGUCCAUGCAGGUCGUGAUAUUCGGAGGAGCGACGGGAGGAGGAGCGCUUUCAUCGGACGACCUCUUCCUGCUGGACCUGAGGAGAGAUAAGCAGCUCUCGUGGAUCAUAGUGCCCACCACGGGAAGAUCCCCGGGAAGAAGGUACGGACACACCAUGGUAUUUUCGAAGCCGAACCUAAUCCUGAUCGGAGGAAACGACGGGCAACAAGCGAGCAACGACGUGUGGGUGUUAAACGUGGAGAACUCUCCGUUCAGCUGGAACGAAGUGACCUUUUCAUCUCUGAGGAUGCCGCCCAGGAGAGUGUAUCACUCAGCAGAUUUAUGCUGCGAGGGACCGGCCAACGGGAUGGUAGUAAUAUUCGGAGGCAGAGGCUCAGAAAGUAAAUCGUUGAACGACGCCUGGGGGCUCAGACAACACAGAGACGGCUCCUGGGACUGGGUGGAGGCACCAAUGAAGGCAGGGAUGAUGCCAGACGCAAGAUACCAGCACUCGUGCUCGUUCGUGGGCUCAAAGAUGGUAGUAAUGGGAGGAAGAGGUGACACAGACCUGAACAAGGCCUUGCCAGUUUCAGUUUAUGACACGGAGACGCUGGAGUGGUUCAAUAUAUCGUCUAUCAACAGAUUCCGUCACUCAUGUUGGAAGUUUGGACCUAAUUUGUAUAUAUUCGGAGGAUUCUCUCACCAGGCCCAGAAGCACCCAACCUGUGAAUUGAAAAUGUUCGAUUGCCUAAGCGCAUUCGCCGAAAAGGCAAAAAGCACACCCACCCUGCAACCGCAUCAACCAGAUGAGUCGGCAGAGAUGGCAGGAAGGAUGGGAGUAUUGUUCCAGACCUCGCCGAAGGCGAAGGAGGAUAUUCUGAGAAAACCGCAGGAGAGGGAAAUUAGACUAUCAUCACACGCUCACGCAGUACACGGACCAAUUUCAGAUUUCUCACACAUGGUCCGAAAGAUAUCUAUCGACCGCCUUGAAGAAGAAGGUAGAAAAAUAAAUAAGCCGGAGGCAAGCCAGAAGUUACGCUGGCAAAACGCGAACAUAGACACAGUGUAUGAUCGAAUAAUUGUGAAGUUACUGAAUCCGAACGAGCAGACGUUUCAAAAAGACUCUCCAUUUCCAAUCCCAUACAACGACAUCAACAUAUUGUUAACAAUGGUGUAUCAUAUUAUUAAGCAAGAGGAGACAGUUUUAAACCUGAGGACUCCAAUAAAAAAAACCAUAGUAUACGGUGACAUACACGGGCAAUAUAAUGAUCUGAUGAGGCUAUUUAAGUUAUAUAAGUCGCCACUGGAUGAGAACCUGUCAGAGAUGCUUAACAUAGACGGCGACAUAGACUCCAACGACUACCUGUUCCUAGGAGACUACGUAGACAGAGGGUUCAACUCAUUGGAAGUAAUAUGUCUCCUCUUCGCACUCAAAUGUAAAUAUCCGACACAGAUCCACCUCAUAAGAGGAAACCACGAGGAUCCAUCAAUAAAUGCAGUCUACGGCUUCCAAAAUGAAUGCGCAAAACGCCUUAACGAAGACGUUAGUAGCGUAUACAGCUGUUGGCAAGGAUUUAAUAAAAUAUUCGAAAUCAUGCCACUGGGAGCCGUAAUAGAAGGAAGAAUCUUGUGUGUCCACGGGGGGAUAGGGAAGACAGUAGAGACCCUGGAUGACAUAAGAGGACUGAAGCGUCCAAUAUCAGUGUUGCCGAUACCGGAGACGAGAGAGGAUCAACUGUUACUGGACUUGCUGUGGUCUGACCCGACAGAUAACGACUCCAUGCUCGGAACAGUGCCUAACGAUACUAGAGACCCAGAGAAGGCCGGGUUCAUAGUUAAGUUUGGCCCGGACAGAGUACUAAACUUUUUAACGAACAACGAUCUACAGUUAAUAAUAAGGGCACACGAAUGCGUAAUGGACGGGUUUGAAAGGUUUGCAGGGGGAAGGCUCAUCACACUCUUCUCAGGUUCGUACACACCCAGCACCGAUACAUAG
Theileria orientalis strain Shintoku is the source of this 2214-nucleotide messenger RNA. Its product is annotated as serine/threonine protein phosphatase. Gene Ontology annotation, biological process: brassinosteroid mediated signaling pathway. Gene Ontology annotation, molecular function: protein binding; phosphoprotein phosphatase activity. The record is from RefSeq and is a predicted model, not a curated record. NCBI's taxonomy places the organism in Eukaryota, Apicomplexa, Aconoidasida, Piroplasmida, Theileriidae. The transcript has 14 exons. Bases 1 to 2214 code for a protein of 737 amino acids.